AUGUCGCUUUCUAACAAGCUGAAUUUGGACAAGCUGGACGUAAAGGGGAAGUGGGUCAUCAUGAGAGUGGACUUCAAUGUUCCUAUGAAGAACAACCAGAUAACAAGCAACCAGAGGAUCAAGGCUUCAAUUCCAAGCAUCAAAUUCUGCUUGGACAAUGGAGCCAAGUCCGUUGUUCUCAUGAGCCACAUGGGCUUGCCUGAUGGCGUCCCCAUGCCUGGCAAGUACUCCUUGGAGCCAGCUGCUGUAGAGCUCAAAUCUCUGCUGAGCAAGGAUGUUCUGUUUAAGGACUGUGUGGAUCCUGAAGUGGAGAAAGCUUGUGGUGACCCAGCUGCUGGCUCUGUCAUCCUGCUGCAGAACCUUCACUUUCACAUGGAGGAAGAAGGGAAGGGAAAAGAUGCUUCUGAGAACAAGGUUGAAGCUGAGCCAGCUAAAAUAGAAGCUUUCUGAGCCUCACUUUCCAAGCUAGGGGAUGUCUAUGUCAAUGAUGCGUUUGGCACUACUCACCGAGCCCACAUCUCUAUGGUGGGAGUCAAUCUGCCACAGAAAGCUGGAGGUUCUUUGAUGAAGAAGGAGCUGAACUACUUUGGCAAAGCCUUGGAAAGCCCAGAGAAAUUCUUCCUGGCCAUCCUGGGCAGAGCUAAAGUUACAGACAAGAUCCAGCUGAUCAAUAACAUGUUGGACAAAGUCAAUGAGAUGAUUAUUGGUGGUAGAAUGGCUUUUACCUUCCUUAAGGUGCUCAACAACAUGGAGAUUGGCACUUCUCUGUUUGAUGAAGAGGGAGCCAAGAUCGUCAAAGAUCUGAUGUCUAAAGCUGAGAAGAACAGUGUGAAGAUUACCUUGUUGGUUGACUUUGUCACUGCUGACAAGUUUGAUGAGAAUGUGAAGACUGGCCAAGCCACUGUGGCCUCUGGCAUACCUGCUGGCUGGAUGGGCUUGGACUACAGGCCUGAGAGCAGCAAGAAGUAUGCCGAGGCUGUCACUAGGGCCAAGCAGAUUAUAUGGAACAGACCUGUGGGCAUAUUUGCAUGGGAAGCUUUUGCCCGAGGGACCGAAACCCUCAUGGAUGAGGUGGUGAAAGCCACUUCCAGGGACUACAUCAUCAUCAUAGGUGGUGGAGACACUACUGCCUGCUGCACCAGAUGGAACAUGAAGAACAAAGUCAGCCAUGUUAGCCCUGGGGGUGGUGCAAGUUUAGAGCUACUAGAAGGUAAAGUCCUUCCUGGGGUGGAUGCUCUCAGUAAUGUUUAG
Phyllostomus hastatus (greater spear-nosed bat) is the source of this 1251-nucleotide messenger RNA. Its product is annotated as phosphoglycerate kinase 1-like. The record is from RefSeq and is a predicted model, not a curated record. Gene Ontology annotation, biological process: gluconeogenesis; glycolytic process. Gene Ontology annotation, cellular component: cytosol. NCBI's taxonomy places the organism in Eukaryota, Metazoa, Chordata, Mammalia, Chiroptera, Phyllostomidae. Gene Ontology annotation, molecular function: ATP binding; phosphoglycerate kinase activity; ADP binding.